This is a messenger RNA of Leptonychotes weddellii (Weddell seal), 681 nucleotides long. RefSeq names its product tektin-1-like. NCBI's taxonomy places the organism in Eukaryota, Metazoa, Chordata, Mammalia, Carnivora, Phocidae. Gene Ontology annotation, biological process: cilium movement involved in cell motility; cilium assembly. The record is from RefSeq and is a predicted model, not a curated record. Gene Ontology annotation, cellular component: microtubule cytoskeleton; nucleus.
AUGUCAAAUCCCUAUAAAUGCUCUGUGAGUCUGGAAGACUGGCUGGACUUCUCCAACAGCAACGUGGAGAAGGCCGACAGGCAGAGGAACAACUCGCUGGCGCUGAAGGCCCUGGUGGCCCGGAUCCUGUCGCAGACGGCCAACGACCUGCACAGGCAGUGCGACGUGGUGGACACGGCGUUCAGGAACGGGCUGAAGGAGACCAAGGCUGCCAGGGACCAGCUGGCCACCCACCUGGCCAAGGUCAUGGAGGAGAUUGCUUGCCAGGAGAAGAACAUCACAGUUCUGGAAAAGGCCAUCCUUGACCAAGAAGGGCCCGCCAAGGUGGUUCACACACGCCUGGAGACCAGAACGCACCGGCCUAACGUGGAGCUGUGCCGCGACGUGGCCCAGUACCGGCUGCUCAGGGAGGUCGGGGAGAUUGCCCACAACGUGGCCAGACUGAAGGAAGCCUUAGCCCGGGCUCAGGUGGAGCUGAAGGGCCUGAAUCGCAGGCAGCUGGUCCUGCAGGAGGAGAUCCAGGUCAAGGAGAACACCAUCUACAUCGAUGAGGUGCUGUGCAUGCACAUGAGGAAGUCCAUCCCCCUGCGGGACGGGGGCGACCAGGGCGAGUGGGCCGGGGGCCUCCGCCCCGACGCCGUCUGCUGACAGCAUGCGUGGGGCUGACGCUGAGUAAACCGU